GUGGGGACGGAGCUUGACUUGGACAUCGUUUUGGACUGCGUGUCAGCUGGAUUGAGCAGUGCUUGGGCAGCACAUGAGCUGGAAUUGGACAGCGGAUUUGAGUUCUCCAUCAUUUGCAGAAGGCAACGCAGCACAAGAUCCAUCAUCAGCUUUGCGGCUGUGGCGCGGCCGGCGGCGCGAGCCUGGGGUGUCAGUUUUGUAAUUUUUGGUCUGUAG
Molecule: messenger RNA, 216 nt
Organism: Symbiodinium necroappetens
Lineage: Eukaryota; Dinophyceae; Suessiales; Symbiodiniaceae
Source: the annotation of a GenBank genome assembly